Symbiodinium sp. CCMP2592 is the source of this 1476-nucleotide messenger RNA. Lineage: Eukaryota; Dinophyceae; Suessiales; Symbiodiniaceae. The record is from the annotation of a GenBank genome assembly.
AUGUACUUUGCUCACAGGCAUGACCGGCAAGAGAUGCUGCCGCCCAUUAUGCCGUCCCAUCAUCUCCGGAGUGGUCGCUCUGUCGACAAAGCACGACGACUUCCUUCCAAAACCCCACAGGUCAGCAGCACGACGUCCCUUGGAGACACGACGGGAAGCAUUGCGAGUCUUGGAGGCUACAGCCAGGGUAGCAGCUCCCGGGACUGGGAUGACCAGCGCCACCACGCCAGGCACGGCUCCCCCAACAGGCGGGAUCCAAGCCGAGAGCGGCGGAACUCUCUCCGCGGCCGGCAGAAUUUGCCUUUGACCGCCCGUGAGCCCCGCCAUCGCAGGGGUCCAGAUCCGGAUGGGGAUUUGAUCACCACCAUCACCUUUGGAGCAGAACGGACGGAGGGCCGGACGACGGCGGAGACCCCGGAAUCCAACCUUCCAAGCUUGACCCCUCCUCCAACCGCCAAUGCUGCGGAGAAGGCGCGCUCUGAGUCCCCGGCGCUGAAGCUGAGCCCAAGGCAUUUCCUGCGCAAGGGUGCCGGCCUUGCCACACAGGAGGCUGUGGCCGCUGUGAAUCGCCAGCGCUUCGGGCGCCGGCAGCCGCAGCACGAAGAGGUCGAGGAGGUGAGCCCUCCCAGCAGACCGCCUCUGCCGCACAUCAACCAGAUCACUUCCGAGCGAACUUCUCUGCGAAGGCCAAGCAUGGGCAUCCCGACGAUCGAGCUGACCAGGCUUGGCACGGAUAGCGACGUCCUGCCGGCUCUGCAGCGCACCCCUUCCUCGAACCACUCCCCUAUGGACCGUGUGGUCUCGCACCUGUCGCAGGCACCCAGUGACAGCAUCGCUUGGCCAGACAGUGCCAGCUCAGCGGCAGAUGACCCAACCUCUCCCACACGCUUGCUCGACGCCUUCGAUGGGCUCUCUCCCAACAACGGCCACGCCACGACGAUCAACGUGUGGGUUCAGGAACCGGAACGGCGCGGGAUCUCCGCGAUGCAGUUCGAGCGCUUCUUCAACCGCUUCUGUGGUGAUGUGAUCUACGAGGAUCUGGAAGAACCGAAGCCACUGUGCCUGCCGACUACGCUCUGCCAGGCCUGCGUGCAAGCCAAUCGUGCGGACCCGGAGGUGAAGAAUCGAAGCAAGCGUCCCAGGGAGACGAACCUCUACGCUGUCACCGAGCUCAUCAUCAAGCCAGAGACUGCGAUGCUGGGCGUGUCCUAUUCUGAGCUGAUCAACCCAGAUGGCCUGCAAGUGGACUACUUCAUCUCGCACCAUUGGGCAGAAGAUUUCGGUGAGUUCGUGCAGAGCGUUUUGCGGCACGCCAUCGUCGCAGCUCCCGAGAUGGGUGGGCUCAUGGAGUGGACUUCAGUGGUUUAUUGGUGCUGCGCCUUUGCCAACAACCAGCACCGCGGCACUCUCAAAGGGGCUACAGGGUUUAGGGGGUUUAAGAAGGGGCUGGGGUGUAGAGUUUGGGAAUCCAGGUGA